UCAGAACAAGCAUUACUGGAUCGUGUACUAAGCAGGGAUCGAACCCGCAACAGGUCGCGCACAGAGGAUUUGAUUUGGAGACCUUUACCACUCGGCUAUCCGUGCAGUCAAUACACAUAUUUGAAUACCUAAUAAAUCAUUAGGUAUAUUAUCUGUUUUACAAUUAAUUACUAGACACUACAUCACAAACCUAUUACUAAAUUACUCUUGCAUAGAAGCCAUAUAAUUACUAAACAUUCAUAAACUAUCAAUACAUCUUUAAAAACUACACAUAAAACUUAACUUCCCAAAACCAUUUUCCCCAGCCUAUAACAGUAAAACAUUACGCAAUAGAUAUUCAACGUGGCGCUCAUAAUAUCGGGAACAACCCAAAAAGGAUUCAUUUUCUCAUGUUUUCGCUUCAUAAUUCCCUAUGAGAUCCCCUUGGUUUUCCACAGCGACCAGUCGCCACUCCGGCAGUUGGUCCCGGACGGUCGCGCGGGGAGGACGCGUGUCGCGCUGAGUCAAACCUCCCAAAACAUUGCUGUGUUAAAUCAUAAUAUUGUGUGAAAUAACUGUGCUUAUUGUGUGUCCACGUUGGCAUUUUAUGGAUUAAUUUACGGGUGAACGUUGAAAUGGUGAUCAAGUGUUAGUGUUCAGUGAUCACGAUGGCAGUGAACAGCCCAGGAGGUUAUCCACCCGUUUCUCCCAAACCACACACUCCGAAGAGUCCACGACACUUCAUAUUCCCCCAAAAAAGCCCUUCCAUUGCAUCCAGCACCUCUUCCUCAGGCUACUACACUCCGCAGUCAGUCUGCAGCUAUGACAAACACAACCCACCCCCAAAGUCCCCGAUAGCUCACGGACACCGUAGCCCAAUGUCUCCUCGUCACUUCAACUUCCCCCAAAAGUCACCAUCAGGCCGAUCCAGUCCGUGUUUCGAGCGCGCCAACCUGCACUACAGCACGUCUCUGAAGCACAGCCGCCGGGAGAAGUCCAGGUCGCCCAAACCGCCCCCCGUGCACAUCCACACGAACCCUGGCUAUGUGUCCCCUAACCGCACGCGGAAACUGUACGGUUCUACUUCCACAGUGAGCUCGCCGCGACUAGCGACGUCACCGAGUAUAGUGUCAAGCCACACUGAUGACUCCACUGACGCGAUGCCCGGGACACCCUCAGCGAUACUUCACGAUGCUGACGACGAAGCUACUACAAUAUCUUCGAAAAUCUGUCGCAAGUCCACAUCAGAUUUGACGGAUAUGACUGACGAUACUCCUCAGACUCGUUCCACGAGUAUCAGUAGACCAUGCUCGCCGAUGCGUAGAGGCUCCAUGAAGGGCGGUUUGGCGUACUUGGCCAGUAGACGAGGCUCGAGGGAGUCUACCAUGUCAAACUGUGACUCGGUCGAGGAUAUUGGGCCGUUGAACUUCCAGAACACCAUGAGGGGUCGUCAGCGGCGAACGUCAAACUUUUUGGAGUUACCUGUCGUGGAACACUCUCGUCCUCGCGUGUGCUCGCUGCCCGAGAAGCCUUAUAACCCGCGCGUGUCCGACGACCUGUACCGGCUGCGGACCUUCAGCAUCACGACCAAGGGCGUGGUCAACUGCGGCGACUCUAUCUGUAACCGCCGUAGUCGGUCAAAUACGUCCGUCAACUCUACAAACAGCAGAGCCUCCGACCGGUCUCCAUUCGACGGCUCAUGCUGCUCCGGCUACAGGCCCGUCGACUCCGCGAGCCUCGACACACCAGAUGACGAUGAACUGGAUCCAGUACCAAAAUACAGGGUGGUGUUACUCGGAGACGCCGGUGUCGGCAAGACGGCGCUGGUAUCGCAGUUUAUGACGUCAGAGUAUAUGAACACAUACGAUGCCAGCCUUGAUGACGAAUUUGGUGAGAAAUCGGUGUCAGUUCUGCUUGACGGGGAGGAGUCAGAGAUGAUAUUUAUUGAUCACCCCAGUGCUGAGAUGUCGGUCGAGAACUGCUUAUCGACGUAUGAGCCUCAUGCGUGCGUGGUGGUGUACUCGGUGGUUGCCAAGAGUUCGUUCACUCGUUCAGCAGAACUGCUGGCGUAUCUUGCGAGGGAGCAGUUCACUGUUGAGAGGACUGUUGUCCUGGUUGGCAAUAAGGCUGAUCUAGCAAGAGCUAGGCAGGUGUCCACAAAUGAGGGUAAAGGAUUAGCGACGUCAAGAGACUGCAAGUUCAUUGAAACGUCAUCGGGUAUACAACACAAUGUGGAUGAGCUGUUGGUCGGCAUCCUCAAACAGAUCAGACUGAAGGAGAGCAGAGAUAAGAAACAGGCGAAGAAGGUUGGGAAACAGGAAGCGAAGCCGUCGAAACUGGCCAGUUCUCGUACACAUAUUUCUCUAAGCAUCGCAAGGGAGUUGCUCCAGAAGAUUUGUAUCAACGACAUCUCGAAAUCCAAGUCUUGCGAGAAUUUACACGUCCUGUAAACUUCUGUUCGCCUGGUACUUUUGGGAAACUUCUUAACUAAAUAUAUAGGAUCUUUUUAUACUUUAUUGAUUUUUCUCCUGCAAAUGGUGUUGCUUGGUCAUUGUUGAAAACAUGAACAGAAAUAAACCUACACCACUUUGUAGUUAUUGUUUGACUGGUAAUGAGACUAAUUUUUCUUUUCUUUUCUCGUUGAAGCAAUGAAAACUGAAGCUCUUGUUAUUGAAAACCUGUUAUCGAUUUUUUAUGGCUGUUUAUUAAAGUUUCUCGAUUGAAUGCAUCCAUUCCGCUGUCGGGUUAAAAUCCGGUUUUUAUUGUUUUUUUUCAUACAAUUGCAUUUCCUUUUUACAUGGCAGAAGUAGAGUCAUAUUUUGGAAUAUUUUUUGCUACCUACUAAAAAUAUCUUUAUAU
Messenger RNA from Trichoplusia ni (cabbage looper), 2838 nucleotides. RefSeq lists its product as uncharacterized. The coding region runs from base 648 to 2429 and encodes 593 amino acids. Lineage: Eukaryota; Metazoa; Arthropoda; Insecta; Lepidoptera; Noctuidae. The record is from RefSeq and is a predicted model, not a curated record. The transcript has 9 exons. Gene Ontology annotation, molecular function: GTPase activity; calcium channel regulator activity; GTP binding. Gene Ontology annotation, cellular component: plasma membrane.